GGCCCUAUCCCUGGGGCCUGGCACGUGGCAGGUACUCAAGACAUGGGGGUGGGAUCUGCUGGAAGUGAAAGAGGGAGGGUUGAAAUUCUGCCCACCUGCCCAUCCCCACCCCCAAGGAAGCCCUGGGGCCAUGCCGCGGAACCCAGUUUGAGAACUGAGGACUUGGGUUGGCCUGUUCACUUUAUGGAUGAGUCAAGGGUAUGCCACCCAGGCCCGGAGGUCACAGGUGAGGCCAGGGCGGUGACUCCCGUUUCCAGCUUCCUGCAUCGCCCUGCCUGGUCUGAUGGCAAACGCUGAGGGGAGCCCCACAGUUGGCUUUGGCACGGUGGCCUGGGACGGGACACCCUGGGUCACCUGAUGACAGGUGUGGGCUGGACCCAGCCGUGCUCCACCUGCAGGUGCACUUCCUUCUCUUCCCCAGUCCCGCCUUAUCCACAUCUCGGGAGACCAGCCCACGGCGGUCCCAAACCUCCCGGUCAACUGUGCGCUGCCCCCAGCUGCUCGGACCCAUGGAUGCACUCAGCCGGGCCAAGAUACAAUGCCCCUUGCGCCACUGCGUCCUCGGGCUGCUCCUGCAGUUCCUUUUGGCUCUGUGCUUCUUCUCCUACCUGCGCGUGUCCCCAGACAAGCUCCUCUGGCCCACUAAGUCCGGGGCCACCGCAGUCGAGUCUGUCAGCACAGCUCCCACGGGGUCGGCAGAGCCGGGGUCGUCCAAGGGGACCCACUACCAGGCCACUGCGGGGCCCCCGGCCCGCCCGCCCCUGCUUCUCCUGCUCUGGACCUGGCCCUUCCACGUCCCGGUGGCCCUGUCCCGCUGCUCGGAGCUGUGGCCCGGCACCCCCGACUGCCAGCUGACUCUCAACCGCAGCCUGUACCCGCAGGCGGACGCCGUCCUCGUGCAUCACCGGGAGGUCAGCUCCAGGCCCCGGCAGCAGCUCCCGCCCUCCCCACGGCCCCCCGGGCAGCGCUGGGUCUGGUUCAACAUGGAACCGCCCGACCACUCUCCCCACCUGAAGGAGCUGGACGGGUACUUCAACCUCACCAUGUCCUACCGCCGAGACUCCGACAUCUUCACGCCCUACGGCUGGCUCGAGCCCUGGAGCGGCCCGCCCGCCGAGGCGGCGGUCAACCUCUCGGCCAAGACCGAGCUGGCGGCCUGGGCAGUGUCCAACUGGAAGCCGACCUCGGUGAGGGUGCGGUAUUACGAGACCCUGCGGGAGCAUCUCAAAGUGCACGUGUACGGGCGCUCCCACGAGCCGCUGCCCCGCGGCGACAAGAUGCUGGAGCACCUGGCCCGGUACAAGUUCUACCUGGCCUUCGAGAACUCCGUGCACCCCGACUACAUCACGGAGAAGCUGUGGAGGAACGCCCUGAUGUCCGGGGCCGUGCCCGUGGUGCUGGGCCCCAGCCGGAGCAACUAUGAGCAGUUCCUGCCCCCCGACGCCUUCAUCCACAUCGACGACUUCCAGAGCCCCAGGGAGCUGGCCCAGUACCUGCUGGCGCUGGACCGCGACGACGGCCGCUACCUGAGCUACUUCCGCUGGCGGGAGACGCUGCGGCCGCGCUCCUCCAGCUGGGCGCUCAUGUUCUGCAAGGCCUGCUGGCGGCUGCAGCAGGAGGCCACCUACAAAACGGCGCCCAGCCUCGCCGCCUGGUUCACCUGAGCCCGCCCGCCUGCGGCCCGGGCUGCGGGGGCCACACCUGCCAGGGGCCUCACCUGCUGGGGGUUGGGGAACCCCACCUGCCACGGACCUCACCCCCCAGGGACCUCACCUGCUGGGGGUUGGGGGGGGCCUCACCUGCUAGGGACCACACCUGUCGGGGAUCUCACCUGCUGGGGACCUCACCUGCAGGGGGCCACACCUG
Messenger RNA from Equus caballus (horse), 1866 nucleotides. NCBI's taxonomy places the organism in Eukaryota, Metazoa, Chordata, Mammalia, Perissodactyla, Equidae. The record is from RefSeq and is a predicted model, not a curated record.